This is a messenger RNA of Cucurbita pepo subsp. pepo (vegetable marrow), 2699 nucleotides long. RefSeq names its product E3 ubiquitin-protein ligase WAV3. Lineage: Eukaryota; Viridiplantae; Streptophyta; Magnoliopsida; Cucurbitales; Cucurbitaceae. The record is from RefSeq and is a predicted model, not a curated record.
CCUAAGGUGAGGGAGGGAGACGAGGUGCCUGUAUUUCUCUGAGAAAAACAGAGAUCUUUUUGGGCCUAUUGGUAACCAGAAACGACCCAACAUUCAAACCUAAUAAAUACCCAUUCCAAACGCCAAUCAACAAGAACAAACCCAUUAACCUUUUCCCUUUCUUCUUCUUCUUCUUCUUCCUCUGAUCUGAUCCUCAUGCCAUGCUCUGUUUUUCUCUCUGUUUUUCAGAUCUAUCCUUUGUUCCUUCGUUAAAAUAACUCCAUUUUCAUCGACCCUUUUCUUUUCUUUCUCUUCCCCCAAAUGGGUACUGGUUGGAGGAAGGCCUUCUGUACUACUGUUUCUCGAGAUUCAGAUUCUAAUUCGGAGAAACAGAGGAGCUCCGGCACUGCUAAUCCCAGUCCUAGAAGCUGUGUCCGAUUGGGUUUCUUUAGCAACCCUUCUACUCCUCGGCUGCAGUCUAAUCAGACACUGACUAGCCCUGGCCUUCGCUGUCGGACAACCCAUGACGCUGUUGAGAAGUCCACCACGCUCCAAUGCAAGACGUCCUCUUCCUCUGCUUCUACUCCCAAAUCUGCUAAAUCCCAACGAGGGAUUUUGGGUUCAAAUCCGUCUUCUCCUCGUUCUCCUCUUAAACUCUCGCUUUUCAAGAACAGUUUCAAGUUUAGAAGUAGCUGUGGAAUCUGUUUGAGUAGCGUGAAGACGGGACAUGGGACGGCGAUUUACACGGCGGAGUGUGGCCAUGCGUUUCAUUUUCCUUGUAUAGCCGCUCAUGUCAGAAACCACGCCUCUCUUGUUUGUCCAGUCUGCAACACCACAUGGAAAGACGUUCCUCUGCUCGCCGCCCAUAAAAAUCUGGGCCCACUGACCCAACAUGAUUCUAAACCCAAGAUUCAGGAUAAACCCAUGAUUGAAUCUUCCCCCACAGCCUUUAAAUCCAAGCCAUUGGAAUUCAGGUCUUACGAUGACGACGAGCCUCUUUUGUCCCCCACCGCCGGCGGCCGGAUUAUACCCAUCCCUGAAGCCGAUGAGAACCAAGACGAUGUUGAGGAAUUUCAAGGCUUCUUUGUUAACCCAAAGCCGCCUUCGAGUUCCGUCAAAUCUUCAAAUCAGAGGACCAAUGUUCAGGUCCGACUCCUCCCUGAAACGGCGCUGAUUUCAUCCGGACAUACCCACGAGACUUACGCGGUGGCUCUGAAAGUAAAAGCGCCACCACCGCAUCCGGCCAGAAACAGAGCCAACGCGAAUUUAUUAGACCCAUCCCGCCGUGCGCCGAUCGAUUUGGUGACGGUGCUAGACGUAAGUGGAAGUAUGACGGGGCCCAAAUUGAUGAUGCUAAAACGAGCCAUGCGAUUGGUCAUUUCGUCGUUGGGCUCGUCGGACCGACUUGCCGUCGUCGCUUUCUCCGCCACUCCCAAGAGGGUGUUGCCGUUGAGGAGAAUGUCGGCUCAAGGCCAACGUGCGGCUCUGCACGUGAUCGACGCGCUGGUCUGCAGCCAAGGAUCCAGCGUGGGGGAGGCUUUGAGAAAGGCCACAAAAGUACUCGAGGACCGGCGAGAGAAAAACCCGGUUGCCAGUAUCAUGCUUCUAUCCGACGGCCAAGACGAGCGGAUCCAUUCUAAUCAACGGCAUUUGAGAAAGCACGAGUCAUCCACCCGGUUCGCCCAUAUAGAAAUCCCGGUUCACGCAUCCGGGUUUGGAAAGAGCGGCGGAUACUGUCAAGAACCGGCGGAGGACGCCUUCGCAAAAUGCGUGAGCGGGUUAUUAAGCGUGGUGGUUCAAGACCUCCGUAUUCAGCUGGGUUUCCAGACCGGCUCCUCUCCCGUCGUGAUCUCCGCCAUAUAUUCCUGUACAGGACGGCCUACGGUCUGCAGCUUGGGUUCGGUCCGGCUCGGCGAUUUAUACGCCGAGGAGGAAAGGGAAUUACUCGUGGAAUUGAAGAUUCCGACAUCGGCGGCUGGGACCCACCACGUGAUGACUAUGCAGUGUCUCUACAAGGACCCAUCCACACAAGAAGUAGUGUAUAGCCGAGAACAAGACAUCCUCAUCGCACGACCAAUAGCCGUCGGAUCAUCCGCUCCGAAGAUCGAACGGCUGAGAAACACAUUCAUAACAACUCGCGCUGUUGCAGAAUCCAGGAGAUUAAUCGAAUACGAAGAUCAUACAAGCGCGCAUCAUUUACUGGCGUCGGCGCGUGCAUUACUAAUCCAUUCAGGAUCAACCAGUGCUGACGUGUCCGUGCGUGAGCUGGAAGUAGAGCUGGCAGAGCUCCAAUGGCGAAGGCAGCAACAAUUCGAAUUACAUCAGCAGCAGCAGCAUAUAAUGACGACAACGCCAGUUAGGAGAGGUGGCGGCGAUAAGGAAGGUCCGACGAUGGUGGAUGAAAACGGAGAGCCGUUGACGCCGACGUCGGCGUGGAGGGCGGCGGAGAAGCUGGCGAGAGUGGCGAUUAUGAAAAAAUCGCUGAGAAGUAGAGUCGGCGAUUUGCACGGAUUCGAAAACGCCAGGUUCUAGAAGCUGGGGAGGAAUGAUUUUGCAAAAGGGUAAAAAAAAGUACAGUAGAGAGAAGGAUUUGUAGGGGCAAAAUGGGGUUUUCACAUGAUCAUGAAUUCCAUGCUUACACUCAGCUUUGUGUAGGUUUCAUGUAGAGAAAGAUGGGCCUUUUUGUUUUUCUUUUUUUUCAACCAAAAGUUUCACCUUUU